CGCUUUCCGUGGCAAUAGACGGGACGCGCGGUGCGGGACUCGCGCUGCGUUUGUGGCUUUUUACCGACGUGUGAGAAAGUUUUGCGACUGGCAUAGAGCAAAGUCUGUGUGCGAGAGGAUUCGGCUGUUCCUCCCCAAGCCCCAACCACGCCUGAAAGACACUCUGGUCCGGCAAUGAUUUUCCUAACGAGCUUGGUGAGGAGCCGCCGUGCAUCCCGAGGAUCAUGCAGCUGGCGAGGGCGCAGCGUGCUUUUCUCCUGCCUUGUCAUUGAGGGCCUGCAGCCCCUGGGUCUGAGUUCUCGUCGUGUAUUCCCAGCACCAUUCCUGUAAGGAGUUGCUGUGGGGUUGUGUUUAGGACCACUUUGGUGUGUUGGACCCCAGUUCUGGCUCUCCUCUCAGUACGGACACAUCUUUGUUGCAGUUUUCCAUAGUCACUCUAAUGCAAAGUCCUCUGUGACCCGCGGGCAUCGUGGCUGACUGGAACUUUAAGCACAAAAUGGGUCUGAAAUAUGCUGGGUACGGGGUGUCAGGUCUGUGCCCGAAGAUGUGAACAUUUGAAUGUGUCCCAUAGGUUUGGAGUCAAAGGCAGAAAGGGAAGGAGUUGCAGUGGCUGCAGAACGGCGGCGCCGUGCAGUCACACAGGAAACCUCCAUGCCAGAACUUUGUCCUCUCUGGUUCAUCACACAGCGACAUCUGACGCCUCAAAGCCUGACACCUUCUUCCCACUGCCUGGCUCUGCCUGCGUCUGAGGCAUCAAGCACUGAGGACAUCCCAAGCAGUCACUCUCCGCUCACCAAGUGUGCAGUGAUGGAUUUCUCAUGGCCCUGGUAGUGCAACGCGUGUUGAGCAGUGCCUGCUCUAGCCUGAGAACGGACGGUCUGCAGGGAAUCAAGAUGACAACCGAACCUAUCAAAGAGAUCCUGGGCACCCCAAAGCACGCUGACCCCGCAACCACAGAGAAGAGUAAUAACAAUGACUGUGUGAUAACCACCAUCCCCCUGGUCAGUGAAUGCCAACUGACGGCUGCCACGGGGGGGGCAGAGCUCUCCUGUUACCGUUGCACUGUUCCCUUUGGAGUGGUUAUCCUCAUCGCCGGCAUCGUGGUCACUGCUGUGGCGUACAGCUUCAAUUCCCAUGGAUCAAUCAUCUCCGUGUUUGGAUUGGUCCUCUUGUCAUCAGGACUCCUCCUGCUGGCCUCCAGUGCCGUGUGCUGGAAGAUCAGGCAGCAAAAUAAGAAAGCAAAGAGGCGCGAGAGCCAGACGGCGCUUGUGGCAAACCAGCGAACCCUGUUUGGCUGAAGGCAGCUGCCAGGCGUGGGCAGCAUCAGAGCCUCACCGCCAGCCCUCCUGUUUUCCACAGGACAGACUGCAGCUUUUAAUUUAACUUUGGGAAUGAGCUGACACGGAAACGGAAUGGAUUAACAAAGGCUCUUAACAAGUCUGCAAAUGCUCUUAUUAUUUUUCUCACCGCAGAUGUAAUAGUGAUCCUUUCCAAGACGGAGGAAAAAAACCAAUUUUCCUGCACAGAAAACUGUUUCCAUAACUGCAGUUGCCAGAAGUGCUUUCUCCGAAGUGCUGCUCGUGUUGGAAAGGGGACUAUGAGACUGAAGACCAUAAUUUGAACUGACUGGAAAUGCCGGAGGUCUCCUCAAAUCCGCACUGUGACAUUUGACCAAGGGAUAACUCGUAGCAUUUGCAGUGGGUUAUGGCCAGAUUCUGCAGCUGACACUGAUACUCAACAAAAAGCAAAAAACAAAAGCAAUAGCAACCAAGCAAACUGCAGAUUGCUCAAUAAGCUGAUUCGUAUCUUUUAUGUAACUCUUCUCCCCCAAUAUCCGUGGUACUUCCCCUCCUCCCCCCAGCCUUUUUAAACCAACUAAUAUUAAUUUUGUCCCCUUAAUGAAUACAAAUAGAUAGAAAUGUGUCAUUAUAUUGUCUAACCUGAGUAACGAGGUAUGGUUAUCGCUUAAAACACAAAAAUCUUUUUUUUUUUUUUGUAAAUUAAAGUGGUCAGAUUUAGCACUUUUGGUUAUUUUGCUAUAAAAUUAAAAAGUAAAUUUCAUUAAAAUAAUAUUCAGUGCUGCUAGAUAUUAA
Messenger RNA from Coturnix japonica (Japanese quail), 2093 nucleotides. The record is from RefSeq and is a predicted model, not a curated record. Lineage: Eukaryota; Metazoa; Chordata; Aves; Galliformes; Phasianidae.